This is a messenger RNA of Hydra vulgaris (swiftwater hydra), 1151 nucleotides long. The record is from RefSeq and is a predicted model, not a curated record. Lineage: Eukaryota; Metazoa; Cnidaria; Hydrozoa; Anthoathecata; Hydridae.
UCAAAGCGUUCAAUAAUUCAAAGUUGAUGAUCGGAAAUUGACAAUUUUUUUUUUAAUUGUUUGAAUUAGAUAUUAAUAUUAUUUUUAAUAUUAUUCAGCUUUUGUUACUGGAAUGAAAAAGUUCGGUUUUAUUUUAAUAAUAUUUUUAAUUUUGUUUUGUUUAAUGAAUACUUCUUUGUAUUUCAAACUGCUAAAUAUAAUCAAAGCUUCUCGAUUUACCAACAAUAUAUUUGUAGACAAAACAGUCUUUAAAACAAAUCCAUUAAACUCAAGUAGUUCAAAUUGCAUUCAUGACCAUUUUAAAUCUACGCUACUUAUUAUUGUUUACAACUCUCCGCUUUACAGUCAUUUGCCGCUGCUAAAAAACUUAUACAGUAAUGGUUUUCCAAACAUUAUUCAUUGUGGACCUGAACAUUCGACAGCACCAUCUGGGAUAUUGAAAAGCGUAACUUCUGAUGGAUAUUUUACCUAUGAAGAGUGCGCUGCGCAAACAAUGCGUACUUUUAUUAAUUAUACUGGAUAUUUAGUGAUAAACGAUGAUUUGUUUUUAAAUUUUUUAACCAUAAAAAAAUUAAAUUUAUCUAAAAUUUGGGAAGGUCCGUUACUCGAAGAUAAUAGCAAAAAUAUAAGCGAUUGGUAUUGGUGGGAUUCUUCGUGGGGAGUAAAAAAUUGCUUUAAAGCUUUAAAAAAACUUCGUUCACUCAACAAAUAUGUUAAUCAAAAAAGAGAUUCUUAUUGGCACAAAAUCGUUUCUGGUGAAAACGUAUGCUACGGAAUAAGAGCGGAUAUUUAUUAUAUUCCCAGAAAAAUGGCUGAAAACUUUACUAAACUUUCAAAUGUAUUUAGAGAAGAAAAUGUGUUUUUAGAAAUUGCAGUGCCAACAAUUAUAAGAUUGCUUGUUACAGAGGUUGAAAGGCUAAACGGGUUUUACAUGGACUCUGGAACAAAGAGUGAAGUUAUUUUGAAAUCUUACAAUUCCGAUUUAAACUUUAUACAUCCCGUAAAAUUUCAUUAUGGAGAAGAUUCAUUGAUAAACUUUGAGUUUUUAAAAAAUUAUGAGCGCCAUGUUUCCUGUUAAUACAACUUGUUAGCAUAAUUAUUAUAAUUAUACAUGUAAAAAUUGACAUAAACAAAAAUAUGGAAUAAUCAAA